UUAGAAAUUAGAAAGAAAAGGGAACUGAAACUGGAGUGUGUCCCGAAGCAGAAAUGAUUGUCAACGCAAAGCAAUGGCAGAUUCAACGUCCACAUAUCGCUCAAUUCCAAAUCCAUAACAAUUCCCAUGUUCCAAAGUUCUUGCCCUGUAUUUGCUCUCUCAACCUUUCAGAGUUUCGCUAUGUGGGUUCUUCACUUCAACCAAAACCCAAUUCUCAAUUUGGGAGUUCAAGAUUUUUGGUCCGCAGAUGCUUAUCAGAGAAGCUCUCGGAUUCUUUUGAUCAGGAUCCGAGUCUAAAUAUCGUAAACAAACAUAAUAAGAUUUUUGAGCAAGAGGAGUUUUCUCUAAUUAAUAUUUUGAAGAAAUCAAAUUCACUACUGCCUCAUGUAGUGCUGGCUAGUACACUCUUGGCUCUAGUUUAUCCACCUUCUUUUACAUGGUUCACCACCAGGUACUAUGCUCCUGCAUUAGGAUUUCUUAUGUUUGCAGUUGGCGUCAAUUCCAGUGAAAAGGAUUUUGUUGAAGCAUUCAAGAGACCAUCAGCUAUUUUUGCUGGUUACCUUGGCCAAUUCAUUGUAAAGCCGAUUCUUGGAUAUAUUUUCGGCAUCAUUUCUGUAUCAGUUUUCAAUCUUCCUACUCCAAUAGGUGCUGGGAUUAUGUUGGUAUCUUGUGUUAGUGGGGCCCAGCUUUCAAAUUAUGCUACUUUUCUGACUGAUCCACCUAUGGCUCCUUUAAGCAUUGUGAUGACCUCACUGUCUACUGCUACUGCGGUUUUUGUCACACCUUUGUUGUCGCUCUUGCUUAUUGGAAAGAGACUACCUGUUGAUGUAACAGGAAUGGUGUCCAGUAUUCUGCAAAUAGUAGUUGCCCCAAUUGCUGCAGGGUUGCUUCUGAACAGAUUCCUUCCCUGGAUUUCUAAUGCUAUUCGACCCUUUCUACCUCCUCUUUCAGUACUCGUAACAGCCUGUUGUGUUGGAGCACCACUUGCUAUUAAUGUCAAGUCUGUCAUAUCCCCUUUUGGAGCCACCAUAUUAUCGCUCAUUAUUUCAUUUCAUCUGUUGGCAUUUGUUGCUGGUUAUGUUCUUACUGGUCUUGUCUUCCCUAAAGCACCUGACCUCAAAGCACUUCAAAGAACAAUGUCCUUUGAGACAGGAAUGCAGAGCAGUCUUCUGGCCCUUGCACUUGCAAAUAGGUUUUUCCGAGAUCCGCUUGUGGCUGUGCCCCCGGCCAUCUCUACUGUAAUGAUGUCUUUGAUGGGCUUUACUCUUGUCAUGGUUUGGGCUAAGAAGAAAGAAGUAUGAUGAAACAUAACCUGUGCAAACUUUUGAGGUGAUACAUUGCAAGUAGACAUUCACUCUCGCAGUUCCUUAAGCUGGUAAAAGAGAGCAGCAAUAGUGAUAAAGCACAGCUCCUGCAACCUGUUGCUCAUAUGCAUUGCUGUAAUUAUGAAGCCAUUAAACAACUCUUAAAGAUGAGAGCGUUUGGAGGCAGGAUACAGGAACAUGCUUUGAUCUCUUCUGUCCAAUAUCUAUAGAAUGUAAGAGGUCCUCCUCAUUCGUCCUUCAGAUGAGAAGGAAUUCGGUCAUAUAAUUUUUUCUCAUUACUGUCCUAGAAAAUAAUAAUGACAAAGUCAAUUACAUGUACUUGCUUCCCAUGAGAAGCCAAGCAGAGGAGGCCUAUUAUGUUUCUGGAAAAUGCUAAUUUAAGCAGAAGCUGGUGACUUGUUUCACAUCAUGGUUAUAGUGUAUGGGAUUGUAUCAGCUCAACUGAGACAAUUAGAAAGUUAUUUCAAGUUACUUCUACAAAGAAUCUAUACUCCGUUUAUA
This is a messenger RNA of Ricinus communis (castor bean), 1826 nucleotides long. Its product is annotated as probable sodium/metabolite cotransporter BASS6, chloroplastic. The coding region runs from base 54 to 1301 and encodes 415 amino acids. NCBI's taxonomy places the organism in Eukaryota, Viridiplantae, Streptophyta, Magnoliopsida, Malpighiales, Euphorbiaceae. The record is from RefSeq and is a predicted model, not a curated record. Gene Ontology annotation, cellular component: membrane. The transcript has 9 exons.